AUGGCGACUACAAUGCAGAAUGGAUUUUGAAUGAUUUAAAUUGUCUGUUUUAUUGGAAAUUUGGAUCUUCUGGAUAACUGUUCUUCAUAAUAAUCCUCAUCGUAUCACAGAAUCAAGAUGGCCCUAAAUGUUUUUGAUCAUGAUGAAUACCGGCCACCUGUGUGGAAGUCUUACUUGUACCAGCUCCAGCAGGAGGCGCCUCACCCACGCAGACUCACCUGCACAUGUGAGGUGGAAACCCGACCUAAAUAUUAUGGAAGAGAGUACCAUGGGAUGAUCUCAAGGGAAGAGGCCGACCAAUCGCUGAGUCAGGCUGAAGGCAGCUAUCUCAUCAGGGAGAGUCAGAGACAACCGGGCACAUACACUCUGGCUCUCAGGUUUGGGAACCAGACCAGAAACUUCCGUCUCUACCAUGACGGGAAGCACUUUGUUGGGGAGAAGAGGUUUGAGUCCAUCCACGACCUGGUAACGGACGGCCUCAUCACACUCUACAUCGAGACAAAGGCGGCGGAGUACAUCGCUAAGAUGACCAUAAACCCCAUUUAUGAACAUGUGGGAUACACCACCUUGAACCAGGAGCCCACUCUGAAAAAACCCCUUCCUCACAGCCCCGAGGCCCCGGAUGGACCGGUUCCAGUUAAAGAAGACCGUAACGCAGAGGAGAGGCUCACAUCUCUGGUGCGACGGGCGACACUGAGAGAGAGCGACUUAGCGCCCAAAUACGAGAAGAUCCACAACUUCAAGGUUCAUACAUUCAGAGGUCCACAUUGGUGUGAGUACUGUGCCAACUUCAUGUGGGGGCUCAUCGCUCAGGGAGUCAAGUGUGCAGACUGUGGGCUAAAUGUUCAUAAGCAGUGCUCCAAAGUCGUGCCGAACGACUGCCAGCCGGACCUCCGUCACGUGAAGAAGGUGUACAGCUGCGACCUGACGACGCUGGUCAAAGUGCACAACACCAAGAGGCCCAUGGUGGUGGACAUGUGCAUACAGGAAAUCGAGGCGAGAGGUCUCCAGUCGGAGGGUUUGUACAGGAUAUCAGGCUUCAGUGAGCUCAUUGAAGAUGUGAAGCUGCACUUUGACAGAGAUGGAGAGAAGGCGGACAUCUCCUCAAAUGCUUAUGAGGACCUGAACAUCAUCACUGGAGCGCUCAAACUCUACUUCAGAGAGCUGCCUAUCCCCCUAAUAACAUACGAUGCAUACCCACACUUCGUAGAAACAGGAAAGAUUACAGACACGGAAAAACGUCUGGAGUCUCUCCACGAGGCGCUGAAGCUGCUGCCGCCGGCUCACUGCGAGACGCUGCGAUACCUCAUGGGUCACCUCAAGAGGGUGACAGAGUACGAGAAGGACAACCUCAUGACCAGCGAGAACUUGGGUAUCGUCUUCGGACCGACGCUGAUGAGGGCGCCCGGACUAGACGCCAUGAUGGCGCUCAACGACAUCCGGUACCAGAGACUCGUGAUAGAAACGCUCAUUCGGAACGAGGACGUGUUGUUCUGAGAGGAAGGACGGACAGUGAAAAGAUGGAAGAAGACGUUUUUUUACGAGAUAAUUAGGAAGAAAAAUGGGACUGUUUUGUAUGGAGGGAACAAUGAAGGAAGUGGCCAAUUGCAAUGAAGGAAUUCAUUAAAAUAAACUUAGUGGAAAAAGCUAUACAUUGAAGUGUUUCCCUUAAACUCAAUCAACAGACUCAAAGUCAUAAAAUGAGGGUAAUUAUGAUUGUGUUAAUGAUCCUAAAAACAUGUUAAUAGUAGCAUUACCUUGUCUAUCUAGGGCAAAUACUGUGUGCUCCAUCUGUAUGUUAAUAUCUUUCUUAAAUGCCUUGACAGUUGACGGAGAAUAAAUCAGAAAUUUUAAAAACAUUGGGAUAGUUCAGAAGCUUAUAAACAAGCGUUAGAGGUCAAAUUGAGAUAACUACAUAUAUAUAUAUAUAUAUAAACAUCCCUUCCUCAAGAGAAGAAGACGUUAUAACAGUAGAUGAAUGAACGAUUGGAAAAAGGGACCCUCGUAUCCAUAACGCGCACUCGUUCCUCUUACCUUAAGUGACUUGGACCUACUGUGCUUUUAAAAAAAUCUUUAUUUUACAGCUGAAAUGUAGAAAAACGUGGAAGAAACAACGCAGGCUUUCCUGUUUUGUGUCAUAUUUCAAGCUUUUGUUUGAUGUGUUGCUGUGUAAUUACAUUUCAGCGGAUUUAGCGGUACAUUAAAUGCUUUCUGUCACUUUAAAAAAAAUUAAAGGGAAGCUUUGGGAACACUUUUAAAUAUCCAAUGGUGAGAAUAUUUAGCUUAAAUUGGCAACUCCACACAAUUCAUUAACAGAUGGACGUACAUAUGUGAAACAAUGCUAUGUUUUCUCUUGGUUUGUCAUUUGUAUAAAGCAGUAUUGUAAUGAAGAAGUGUUAAUAAGUACAUUUUGUGCUUGAAAUAAUAAUUUAAAUUGUCUGGCUGCAAUUCAACAGACACUGCAGUAUUGAGAGGAGCUCCCUGACUAUUUGAAACUUAAUUGUAAUUGCAAUUUAAGUGGCGCUUUCCCUUUGUGAACUGUGACAUUGUGAAGAAUAAUAUUGCUAAAAGACUACUACUGGAUCGUUUUAAUUUCACACUUUCCUUUUGCAGACUCCCAUAAAAUGAGAUUUAUUUGCCUAAAUGCAAUGUAUUGUUUUCAAAUGCCACACAGAUGACUUGAGUUUCUUCCAGAGGAUGUUGCUAAUCGUCUGUAAUCUGAAGGAGUGUAUUUGACGUUUAUUUUUUAACUUGUGCCAAGUGUUUCUGCAUGUUAAACCUUACAUUAAACCUCCUUCUCAUUUAAGUCUACCCCCAUUUCUGUCGGGGUUAUGGGGUGUCGCAAAAUGUAACGUAAAAGUUAAAUAAUUUUCUAACAAAAGCUGUUUUUUUUAAUUGUAAUUGUUUCGUUUACUUUAUAUUCUACUAACUGCCUAACCCAAUGUGAGCCUUUAUUGAGUUGUUCAUUUUGUCCUCAUGAAAUGUCCUUUUUUUUUUUUACUACUGUCAUUGCUGUAAAGUAUUUUCUAUAUGGUUUAUGCAUGGCAAAAUUAAAUUAUUAAAUAUGGCUCUCA
This is a messenger RNA of Trematomus bernacchii (emerald rockcod), 3074 nucleotides long. Its product is annotated as N-chimaerin-like. The transcript has 15 exons. The record is from RefSeq and is a predicted model, not a curated record. NCBI's taxonomy places the organism in Eukaryota, Metazoa, Chordata, Actinopteri, Perciformes, Nototheniidae. Bases 118 to 1497 code for a protein of 459 amino acids. Gene Ontology annotation, molecular function: GTPase activator activity. Gene Ontology annotation, biological process: signal transduction; regulation of small GTPase mediated signal transduction; positive regulation of GTPase activity.